This is a messenger RNA of Penicillium macrosclerotiorum, 186 nucleotides long. RefSeq lists its product as uncharacterized. NCBI's taxonomy places the organism in Eukaryota, Fungi, Ascomycota, Eurotiomycetes, Eurotiales, Aspergillaceae. The coding region runs from base 1 to 186 and encodes 61 amino acids. The record is from RefSeq and is a predicted model, not a curated record. The transcript has a single exon.
AUGGAAUUCGGGGAGCUGGUCGGAGAAAAGACGGUGCGUAUCUACUCCGUACGCUGCGGUGCCUUCUCGCGUUGCUGGAAACUCGAGGCCGACCUGCUCGCGGCUGAGUCAGCGGGUCUUUUUAUAGAAACAGUUGAAGAGGAGGCCGUCCACGUCAGCUUUGCGCAGUCUCACAGAUGGUGGUGA